UAAACAAAAAUAAUGGCCGAUAAUGACGAGGAAAGCGAACUAAGACAUGCCGCAGAAAGAUGUGAUAUUCUCCUGAAAAUAAAAUCCACCAUUGAUGGUUUGUUAGCCAGUGGCUCGCAUAUUACUUGGUCUACCUACGGAGGUCUUGCAAGGAUUUCCGACAAUGUCGAGCAGGUUUUAACCCAUGGGUCUCGGAUUGUUGUGAGACAAUCCCGUAACAAACUUGGCGCUACUGAUCUGUUGAGCUGUUUAAUAGAGAUCAGUCGAAAAAGAGACAGCGGAGAGGAUAAUAUUAACAGUGUCAAUCAAUGGAUUCAAAAAUCAUUGUUGAAUCACACUUUAUCUCGAAAUUUAGUUGCGUUCACAAAUAAGAAAAAACGUAUCAAGAAAUACUAUUACAAGUUUGCAUUCCUCCGAAGUAUUUCGCAUUUUCAGGCCUUACAACACUGCUUAAGAGCUAUUGAAGAAGAUAAUCCACUGCUUCCUACAACUAUUGAUUAUACACUGUUAAAUAAAGAAAGAUAUUUAGAAGUUUUUCGAAAGAAAUUUUGUGAUCAUGGUUCUUUAAAUGAUGACAACUCUUCGUGCGACUCCAUGAGUGAGAAUGAUGAACCCGACGUACGGUCUGAUCGUGUACCAAGUACAGCGUCUAACGCAUCUUCCUCGCAGGGCUUUCAGAAAGACAGACCAAGUGUAUCGGAGGAUCCAGAACUCCCGUCAUUAAACGACGGCCGAGACGAGAUCUUCGUGCCUAAGUCCUCCCGUCUUAGUAUAACACAGAAGACUAAGCCCAAGUUUGAUGAAACAGUUCUGGCUACUGCAGCAUUCACAGCUGCCACUGAGCCUGUGGAUGUUCAAAAUGAAGUGAGGUGGUUCGAAGGAGGUUUACCUACGAAACCUUAUGAAGACGGCAAUACUAAAACACUACUACGGAAUGCCCAAACCGAGUCAGAAAGACUUCUAAGAAGACCUAGCAAGGAUUCGAUAUCCUCAAACUCGACGAUCGAAAGUUUGACUUUUGACUCGAGAAAUAACGAGGGCCAAAAUACGACAGGACUGAGCGAACAUGAUAAGAAAAAGAAGCUGGGUCAUUAUCGAUCAAAAUCUGAUCAAUUUCAUCGUUUUCGGCCAUUUGGAACAACAAGGCAGCCAUUUUUCGAUGACGGAGGACACAAUGGGUCAAAAAGUAACAACGCGGACACAUUUUCGACAUCUCUACCAACAAACUCCGAUGUUGCAGGUAGCGAAGAGUUUUACGGCAGUAGUUUAGGAUUGCCACAUUCAUCUCGUUCAAGCGACAAUCCUGUUCUUGGUUUUCUGUCGUCAAGGGAGUAUGACUCGUGUCAGGAGUUUGAUCGUGAAAACGCGCAUUUUAGUAUCUCCGAGGCUCUUAUCUGCGCCAUUGAACAGAUGAAAUACGAGAGUGGUUAUUCAGACCUGGUUGACGAUGAUGACGGUGAAAGUGACGAAGAGAUCAAGCAACUACGCGCUGAAAUCAGGAAGAAAAAAUUGGCGAGGAAACAAUCAAAAAAGGAAGAGACGGUGUCUUCUUCUAGCAAGACUGGCACUAGCAUAUCAUCCGGAUCUCCUGGGUCUAGCUUUUCAUCAAAGGAAAUCUCGAAAUCAGUCGACAGUGACUACAAUUCAAGUAGUGAACUUGCCAGUCCUGAAAGUAACAAUUUAAACAAGCGUGUAGAGAAACAAAAUAUGAUUCCUUCCAAGAUUUCAUUAGACACUUCAUCACCUCUCGAGACAAGUGGUUCUCCGAUCUCAGCUGAGCAGGUUGCCUUAUGUUUACUGGAGAAAGUUGCUUCAAGGAAAAACUUGACUUCAGAAGAUUUAAAGUGGAUGGUCUCAGAACAUGAUGUUCCACAGAGUUUGUUACCCCUACCCACCGCCGUUCCCGUUUCACCUGAUGACGAGUUGUACGAUACGACUGAAAAUUUCAGUAGACGAACAUCUUUACCAUGUCGUCUGAGAGGAAAUCUAGAGUGGGCUCCUCCGAGACAGCAAAUUAUUUUCAGCAUUCCAUCUAAUCCAAAACGAAAGGAGGCGAUGACAAAGCAAGGAUAUCGAUGUGCUGGAUGUGGAAUGCGUGUUGAACCAGGAUACGUGAAAAAACUCCGCUACUGCAACUACUUAGGAAAAUAUUUCUGCUAUACUUGUCGAUCGUCAACAACGACAGUCAUCCCUGGUCGUAUUAUUCAGAGAUGGGACUUCAAAGAAUAUGAAGUGUCUACUUUUGCUCGUGAUUUGCUUAGUAGAGUGCACAACGAUCCGCUGUUCAACAUUCAGGCCAUCAAUAAAACGUUGUAUAAAAAAGUGAAGGAAAUCGACGGUGUUAAGCAUUUACGCCUUCAACUGCAUUACCUUGCGUCAUUUCUCCGAACUUGUCGAUACGCUGUUAAGUUGUUGGAACUUAUAAAUGCGUUACCAAAUUACAUUAUGGACGAUAUUCACUUAUAUUCAAUCCGUGACCUUCUGGAGGUUAAAAGCGGUGUAUUUCGUGAACGUCUUGAACAAGCUGUAAACAGUUCGCUGGAUCACGUUUCGACGUGUCAGUUGUGUCUAGCCAAGGGCUUCGUUUGCGAGUACUGCAAAAACGGUGAAGAUAUAAUUUAUCCAUUUGAAGUGAAAAGAUGUAGUCAAUGCCCGGAUUGUGGCUCUUGCUAUCAUCGUGAAUGUUUCGUUGAAGGAAAGUGUCCCAAAUGUGAAAGAUUAUUAUUACGGAAAAAAGCCGCAGAGGUUUUCAACUUUCUGCCGGACGAAGAUGAAUUCACGUAGCCAUAAAUCUAUUUCUAUAUGAAGAAUAUACAAUUUGGUUUUUAAAAAAUCAUUUUGAUAUAGUUUUUCUUAUAUCAAUUCAGUAAAUAAUGCACAAUUUGUUACCCAUGCAGAACAAUUUUGUUAACAGCUAUGUAUGGAGCUAAACAUGCACAAAAGACAUACAGUAUAAAUUUAGCAUACGUUUUAUACCAGAGUUUUUCAAAAAAUUGAAAUCGGGAAUACGUGAUGUUUGUAUAUGGUUGAGGCAACCACAUGUGAAAAUAAUACUGAUGCGCAACCUAUUGUUCACUGGCUCAGAAAAUAAAGUGAAUUAAAUUAUCGAUCGUAAGACAAGAUUCGAGAUUACAAACAAAAAUUACUAUAUGGAUUGUUACGUUAUUUAAUUUUAUGUGGAAUAUCUAAUGGAUAUAUUUAAGGC
Messenger RNA from Dendronephthya gigantea, 3205 nucleotides. Its product is annotated as run domain Beclin-1-interacting and cysteine-rich domain-containing protein-like. The coding region runs from base 13 to 2784 and encodes 923 amino acids. Gene Ontology annotation, cellular component: intracellular membrane-bounded organelle. NCBI's taxonomy places the organism in Eukaryota, Metazoa, Cnidaria, Anthozoa, Malacalcyonacea, Nephtheidae. Gene Ontology annotation, molecular function: phosphatidylinositol phosphate binding. The transcript is spliced from 18 exons. The record is from RefSeq and is a predicted model, not a curated record.